ACGUUAAGGUAAGCAUAGUCGAUGAUCCUGAUUUGGUUGAUACUAAGAUGGAUGAGGAUCUUCAUUACUAUCUCAAAAAAAAUAAAAUAAAAAAGAUCUUCAUUACAAACUUCAGAAAGGCGUUUCUCAAAAAAAAAAAAAAAAACUUCAGAAAGGCAAAUUGUUGGACUCGACAUUAAGUUUGUCAAAACUGAUGGGAAUUUAAAUGAAGGUAAGUUUUUGCUUCUUUGUGUUGGGAGUCAUUGCUUGAUGAUCAAAUUACCCGACUCGGAGUCCAUAUCUGAUACCCUUGGGCAGUUUCUGUCUGAUGAGACUAUUUGUUUUCUGGGUACCGGAAUGAGCAACAAAGUUUCAGAGCUAGGCAACUUUUAUUUUUGUACACACGGAACAAUGUUUGGCAAAUUUAGAUUAAGAGUACAACAAAGGCUGUCUGUAAAUACAGGUGUUGAAGUAGGCUUUUUGGCUGCUAAAAUCCUGAAGAAACCCAAUGUUGAGAAUUAUGGAUUAGCAGAGUUGGCAGGUGAAGUUGGAAUGGAUAUAAAGGAACCAAUUGGUGAAUGUCCUGACUGGAAUGCUAAGGUGUUCUCACAUGAAGAUGUCAAGUAUGCACUGCACAAUGCCUAUACUUCUUAUGUUAUUGGGAAUAAGGUCUUGGAUAUGCUCUAAGCCUCUAAGGCCAUCCUGUCUAUGGGUUUAACUGCUUUAAUUCUGUCUUGUUAGUGUCCACAUUAGAGCUAUAUGUGCUAAUGUUACAUGUGAUUUGUGUAAUUCGAACUACUUUAAUGAAAUUUCUGGUUGUGUUUGGUUUGUCCUAAA
Molecule: messenger RNA, 816 nt
Organism: Quercus robur (English oak)
Lineage: Eukaryota; Viridiplantae; Streptophyta; Magnoliopsida; Fagales; Fagaceae
Exons: 2
Coding region: 250-666 (138 amino acids)
Molecular function (GO): nucleic acid binding
Source: RefSeq, a predicted model, not a curated record